This is a messenger RNA of Aspergillus japonicus CBS 114.51, 1764 nucleotides long. Its product is annotated as adenosine deaminase family protein. Bases 1 to 1764 code for a protein of 587 amino acids. The record is from RefSeq and is a predicted model, not a curated record. Gene Ontology annotation, biological process: adenosine catabolic process; inosine biosynthetic process. NCBI's taxonomy places the organism in Eukaryota, Fungi, Ascomycota, Eurotiomycetes, Eurotiales, Aspergillaceae. The transcript has 4 exons. Gene Ontology annotation, molecular function: adenosine deaminase activity.
AUGCAUUUCUGCAAGACCCUGGUCGCGGCCCUUUCGGUCUCGGCCGUUUCCACUGCAAUUGUGUUUGAUGGGGCGCCAGAUGUAAACAGCAGUGCGGUGCAGAAGCACCUUCAGGAUCGGUCGGCAUUGAUCACGUUGGAGAAGCGACAGCGACAGGAUUACGCCUUUCGGCAGAACCUCUCUGCAGUCGCUCGACAGGCAGAUGCAAUUGUCGACGCGAUCCGUCAGCAUGAGAUCGACAGUUUCUGGAGGGUGCCAGGGACGGUGGAGGAUGAAGACAAGGAAAGGUUUGCGGGCGAGAUGUUUCCCAAGGCCAAGCCGCUCAUCCCCGACACACAACUCUGGAAGAUCGUGAAGCGGAUGCCCAAGGGCGCUCUUCUGCAUGCCCAUCUGGCCUCGAUGCUUCCGUAUGAGAUUCUACUCGAUGCUGUCAUGAAGACGGAGGGGAUGGUCGUCACCGUGUCGCAGCCGGUCACGAAUGAAAUCGAGCAGAAGAAUGCGACCAUCGCCUUCGCCCACGUCAACCACACAAUUGCCGCCUCAGGGCCAGCAAUUGACUCCACAGACUACGUACCCAACACUCAGCUUCCGGUUAAGUACGCCGCUCAGUCAUUUACCGGGGGAAGCCAAGCUUUCGCCGACUUCGUCUUGUCUAAGCUCGAGCUCCAGCCUGAGGAUUCCAUUCGGCACGACCUUGGCGUCGACCAGAUUUGGAGGAUCUUCCAGGCUGCGUUCACGCCGGCUGACAGUAUGAUGUCGUACGAGCCUAUUUUACGGACAUUCUACCAGCAGCUCUUUGCAGCUCUGAUCGACGACGGCAUCAACUGGGUGGAAAUUCGUGCCAGCGCAUCCUCGGGGAUUCUGGUCCACCAAGGUGACGAGGAUGCCGACCCGAAUCUCGAUGUGUACUGGCAGGUAAUGGUGGAGGAACUGGCGAAGUUCAAGCAGAGCGACAAAGGGAAGGAUUUCUGGGGCGCCCGUGUGAUUUGGUCGGACAUCCGAAGCGAGGAUCGUGCUUCGCUCACAAGCAGCAUGAAGGUUGCUCUCGGGAGAAAGGCCAAGUUCCCUGAGCUUAUCAGCGGAUACGACUUGGUAGGCCAGGAAGAUCUUGGCCGCCCCUUGUCCGAUGUGGCUCCGGAAUUGGUCUGGUUUCGUGAACAGGCCGAGCGAUUGAACCUCACGAUACCUUUCUUCUUCCAUGCUGGAGAGACCCUUGGAGAUGGUAACUCAACCGACUACAACCUGGUUGAUGCGAUCCUGUUCAACACCCGACGGAUCGGCCAUGGGUUCAGUCUGUACAAGCAUCCUCAACUUAUCGAUGAGGUGAUCACCAACUCGAUCAUGGUUGAAGUUUGUCCUAUCUCGAAUGAGGUUCUCCGCCUUGCGACCGACGUUCUCCAUCACCCGUUGCCUGCGAUGAUUGCCCAUGGCAUUGCUACUGCCAUCAGCAACGACGACCCCGCAAUGCUUGGCCAAGAUGCGGCCGGGCUAAGCUAUGACUUUUAUCAAACCAUACAAGGGUUCGACAACAUUGGACUGGCUGGACUGGGAGCCCUUGCUCAAAAUAGUCUUCGAUGGGCCAACUUCGAGGACCAGUCGGAUGGCGACUGGGUCCGAGACAUCGAUCUCGGAGAACGUGGCACCGGCAUCAAAGCGCAAUAUAUGCAAGUGUGGAACCAACAAUGGGAGGAUUUCUGUCAAUGGAUUGUCAACGAGUAUGGCAACGAGUGGCAGAACGCGACGAUGGGAAUGACUACCGCAUGA